AUGGCGCCACAGUGCCAACAAGGACGGCUAGCAAUGGAGCCUGCCUGGGGUGGGGGCAGCAGGUUCCCCAAGGGUAAAUGCAACCCAUGCAGUCACCAGUGGAAUGGCCAUGGAUUGCAGCCACAGGAGGGGCCUGUGCUGGGGACCAGGCCCUGGGAUAUGUAUCCCACAAGCUUGAAGCCUAUUGGGAACCAUGAAGAUUUGGGGCCACUGCAGAGCGUCCGUGCCACAGGACCUUUGCCUGUGGAGGGCUUCUGCAAUCCCCACGAUGCUGCACACCUCCCACGCACUGACUUCUGCCAUUUGAAAGAUGCCAUGGAUCGAAACAGGAGCAGCGCACUUGCGGAGCUGCAAGGAAUCAUGGAAGAGAUUGAGAGACUGAAGAGUGGCGACCUCGGAGAUGUGCAAACAAAGACCACCGAUGGUCGUAGCUACGACUGUCCCAAAUUCGCCAGACCUGAUGAAUGCGAUGGUCAACUUCCUCAGCAUGGUCAAGAUGGCAAGCCUGACUGUGGCAUGAUGUAUAAGGCACCCCUGUGCGAUGCCAUUUGUCUUGAUGACUGCAAAGGCACCAAAGCGCCCAAUUUUGACACGGACAACUUGUCCAAGUGCAUUUGCCCCCAUGAGGGGCAGCCUGCCACCGCCUUGGGCCCCAAGGUCCCAAGGGGGGAUAUGGUGUCGGCUGUGCGAUCGCUCACCGCACGUGUGCUGGGGGACAUUAGAAAAGGUGACUAUUUGCAGCAGAGGAUGUGGAAGGUGUGUGAUGGGAAGCCACCACCAGGAGCGAUGGUGAACAGUGACAAGGAGGGUGAUAACAGGGCUUACACCAUUCCGAUUGAGGGCUUGCCAGAGGAGGGAGGCCAGGUGCAAAAAGGGUGUACCACUGAACAACAUGCUCAGGGCCUUCAGCAAACUCAAAAAGAAGGAAGACAGAGCAGACAGUACUCAGGCCUUCACAGGAGCCUCAUGGAGGCCGCCCAACGACAGGAACACCUGAAGCAAGAACUGGAGGAUGCGAAGGAGGAUGCGAAGGCAGUGGAGGGCCCCGAGUCACAGGCGGCAGGCACCCUGGCGCGGGUUGCCGAUGUGUGCAAGGAGUUGAAGAAUACCAAGGCGCGGGCAGAGACGUGGGAAAGGGCAUUCCACAAGGUCGUGAGCAAGCUGUGGGGUGCCCGAAAAGUGAUCACAGAGGCCCAGCAGCUGCAGAAGGCGUAUGCCCAGCUGAAGGCCGAGAACACGAGCCUGGCGUCCAGACUCGAGCAGUCCUGCCAUCCGUCUGAGAGCUUGGCGCAGCGGCACGAGUUGGAGAAGGCAAAGGCGAAAAUCGAGGAACAAGAUGGACAGCUGCAGGACAAUGCCGGGAGCAUGGCUGCCUUGGCUGAAAAGCUUGCCAUUCAGGAGGGAAAGCUGGCUACAAUGGAGCAAAGCAAUAUCGACCUCCAGCAAAAGCUGAGGGAGAUGGCGAGAUGGGCAGAGCACCUCCAGCAGCAGAAUCGGGAGCUGAUGAAAGAGUCUGCAGAAAGCAAAUUCAAGGAGAUGGAAGCAAUGAGGGAGUCAAUUCGUGCAGACAAAGAGGAAAAUGAAAAGUUGCUGAAGAGGGCUGGCGAGCUGGAGAAGGCGCUGCUCGAAGCGGACAAGAGGGAACGGGAACUCCGUGCUGACCAAAACGACCUGGUGGAGAUUCAGCACAAUCAGGGGCAGGUGCUGAAUGAGACCACCAGGCAGCUGGAUGAGGCAAUGUCGACCAUCUGUCACCAGAAGAGCGAACUGGCAAGAAAGGAGCAAGAACUGGAGGAGCUGCACAAAAAGCUGUUGGUUGCGAAGGAUCAUUUUGAGAGGGGGGAGCAGUUGGAGGAGGAAAGGCGGCAGCUGAAGGGCAAGGUGGCUGCGCUGCAGCUCCAAUUGGAUUCUUCAGCUUCAGGGUCUCCUGGGGACAAGGAGGAGAUCCAGAGGUUGCAAAGAAUCAUUCAGGAGAAGGACGCACAACUGAGGCAGAACGAAACGGAUGGGCGCCUGGACUCCAGUCGCUGCGCCUCUUGCUCCCACCUGUGCGAGGAGCUGAGGCAGCUGCGGCAGCGGCACCGCGAUGUGUGUGACGAGAAAACGCAGCAGGAGGAGGAGAUGCGGGAGGUGAAGCUGCAGCUGAGCAAGAUGACGCCUUAUGGCACCAGCCCUUUAGGACGCAUUAGGGAGCUGGAACUGCAAUUCACUCAGAAAAAGCAGGAGGCCUGCGAGGUGCAGCGGAAGCUGCAGGCUGUGGAGGCUGAGCGGGACGCCCUAUUGGAGGACCUGGUAGCGAAGGAGGACCAGCUGCUGCAGCAGGACGGCCGGCUCACCAUGCUGGGCCAGGCACUGAAGCAGGCGGAAAACCAGAUCGAAAGGAGUAAACGCAGCGGGCCCCAAGAUCCGGACAUCGACCCAGGAGAAUGA
Molecule: messenger RNA, 2430 nt
Organism: Ostreobium quekettii
Lineage: Eukaryota; Viridiplantae; Chlorophyta; Ulvophyceae; Bryopsidales; Ostreobiaceae
Source: the annotation of a GenBank genome assembly